AUGGCACGCCAAGUUGUUGUCCUUGCUCUUAUUUUCAUAGCCAUUGCCGGCUUAGUCUCCGCCAAGGAGGCUCCCACCACCUCUCCUACCGCCUCACCAUCACCGAAGUCAUCUCCGACGACGUCUUCCUCUCCAACCGCCACUCCUAAAUCUAGCUCGGAGGCUAAAGCUCCGACUUCAUCUCCCAAGGCUCCGGCCAAGGCUCCAACGUCGUCUGCUUCCACCCCAUCAGCCUCUCCGUCCCCCAAGUCCUCCGCCGCCACCCCCGCCUCUUCCCCCGACACCGACGUCUCGUCUCCACCCGCCCCCGGGAGCGAGUACUUCUCUGAUGCUCCCGCUCCGGGACCUGAUUCAGACAUCGUCAAUACAGCCUCUGAUGGACCCGCCGCCGCCCCUGACACAGCACCUAAGAGCGGCGCCUCUGCUCUCGGCGUCUCUGCUGCCGCCGCAGCUGGUUUUGCUGCCGUCGCCGGAAUCUUUGCCUUCUAA
Molecule: messenger RNA, 489 nt
Organism: Morus notabilis
Lineage: Eukaryota; Viridiplantae; Streptophyta; Magnoliopsida; Rosales; Moraceae
Product: classical arabinogalactan protein 11-like
Exons: 1
Coding region: 1-489 (162 amino acids)
Source: RefSeq, a predicted model, not a curated record